Messenger RNA from Pelobates fuscus (common spadefoot toad), 1486 nucleotides. RefSeq names its product actin related protein 2/3 complex subunit 1B (gene ARPC1B). The transcript is spliced from 10 exons. Gene Ontology annotation, cellular component: actin cytoskeleton; Arp2/3 protein complex. The record is from RefSeq and is a predicted model, not a curated record. Gene Ontology annotation, molecular function: actin filament binding. Bases 147 to 1256 code for a protein of 369 amino acids. Gene Ontology annotation, biological process: Arp2/3 complex-mediated actin nucleation. Lineage: Eukaryota; Metazoa; Chordata; Amphibia; Anura; Pelobatidae.
AUAUCUCAGAGGAAAAGGGAAGUUCUGAGAAACUCUGACACUCAUUGCAUUCAGUUACUGAGCCAGUGGCUGCAUCCGUGUAGACUGCUCAGAGUCCACAGAUUGCAGCUCAUUAUUAUACCUGAAGGCCCCAGGGAGCUACAGAUAUGUCUUUCCACAGCUUUCUCUUGGAACCAAUCAGCUGUCAUGCGUGGAAUAAAGAUGGAACACAAAUUGCAUUUUGCCCCAACAGUCACGAUGUUCACAUCUAUAAGAAGGAUGGAAUUAAAUGGACUAAAAUCCAUGAGCUAAAAGAACACAAUGGACAAGUGACAGGUAUUGACUGGGCUCCUGAGAGUAAUCGCAUCGUCACCUGUGGCACUGACAGGAAUGCGUACGUGUGGACUUUGCGUAACAACGCAUGGAAACCGACUUUAGUCAUCCUGCGUAUUAAUCGCGCUGCUCGCUGCGUCAAGUGGUCUCCCAAGGAGAAUAAAUUUGCUGUGGGCAGUGGCUCCAGGCUCAUCUCCAUCUGCUACUUUGAGCAAGAAAAUGAUUGGUGGGUCUGUAAACACAUUAAGAAGCCAAUCCGUUCUACUGUUCUAAGCUUGGACUGGCAUCCAAACAAUGUCCUUUUGGCAGCAGGAUCAAGUGAUUUUAAGAGCAGAAUAUUUUCAUCCUAUAUUAAGGAAGUAGAGGAACGCCCAGCUCCAACUCCAUGGGGCUCCAAAAUGCCUUUUGGAGAGCUGAUGUUUGAGUCCAGCACCAGUUGUGGAUGGGUGCAUAGUGUCUCAUUUUCCCACAGUGGAGACCGUAUGGCAUGGGUGAGCCACGAUAGCACCAUUUGUAUUGCUGAUGCCACCAAGAAGAUGAGGGUUGCAUCCCUGAACACCGACACACUGCCUCUCCUGUGUGUGACCUUUAUUACUGAGAACAGCCUGGUUGCUGCCGGUCAUGAUUGUUACCCAAUGCUUUUCACCUAUGAUGAUGCUCAGGGGAGCCUGAGUUUUGGGGGGAAAUUAGAUGUCCCCAAACAGAGCUCACAGAAGGGACUGACUGCACGAGAGAGAUUCCAAAAUCUGGAUAAGAAAGCCAGCUCUGAUACCAACAAUGCCUCCAUGGAUUCACUGCACAAGAACAGCAUCAGUCAAAUCUCUGUGCUGAGUGGAGGCAAAGUAAAAUGUUCCAAAUUCUGCACCACUGGAAUGGAUGGAGGAAUGUGUAUCUGGGACAUUAAGAGUCUGGAAUCUGCACUGAAAGAUUUGAAGAUAAAGUGAUCAGAAAAUUAAAUUUAAAACCUAUACAAAUAAUUUUGCCAGUCUGCUUCAAUGUAAAUGUCUAUACUCAAAGCUUUAAUACAUGUUAGUCUGAGCUUUUAAAGGUCAGAUUUCAUAUUGCGAUGCAAAUGAUAUGCUUUACGCAGCCUUAAUGAGAAAACAAAGUAUGCUGGUCAUAAGUUUAUUUCACUUUAUCAAAUUGAUUAAAGUUUUAGAAUUUUUAUAACUAA